Messenger RNA from Procambarus clarkii (red swamp crayfish), 691 nucleotides. RefSeq names its product cuticle protein 7-like. NCBI's taxonomy places the organism in Eukaryota, Metazoa, Arthropoda, Malacostraca, Decapoda, Cambaridae. Gene Ontology annotation, cellular component: extracellular matrix. The record is from RefSeq and is a predicted model, not a curated record.
AGUCAGACUCACCUUCCCCCACAGGAAUGUUUCUCCAGGUUGUGUUCGUCGCCGCUCUUGUGAUGGGGUCCUUGGCCCGCGCCGAGCCUCCUCCAGGCUACCGACCUCCAUACACUCCUCCAACUCACCCACCCUACACCACACCUCCAUCCUAUCCAUCCUACACCACGCCUUCAUCUUAUCCAUCCUACACCACACCAUCAUCUUACCCAUCCUACACCACACCUCCAACUUACCCCACCUAUCGUCCCUCACCCACAUACGGCGUCCCAACUUCUGAGGCUCCGGCUCGGUACGACUUCAACUAUACCGUCAAAGACGACGUUUCAGGAAACGACUUCGGUCAUCAGGAGUCCCGUGACGGCCCCCACACCCAGGGAUCUUACUAUGUGCUGCUUCCCGACGGUCGUCUGGAGAAGGUGGCCUACACUGUCGACGGUGACUCCGGCUACGUGGCCCAGGUGACCUACGAGGGCCAGGCACAACACCCAACAACCCAACCCCAGUACCCAUCAUAUGAACCCCAGUACCCAUCACCUCAGCCCCAGUACCCAUCACCUCACCCUCAGUACCCAUCUCCCCAGCCCACAUACCCUUCAACUCCUUAUUACGGCUAAAGUAGUCGACAUAUGAAACCUAAAAUUUAUGUACUGGUAUUCAUAAUACUUAAAAAGCAUCAGCAAAUAGUUUU